Messenger RNA from Botrytis porri, 762 nucleotides. RefSeq lists its product as uncharacterized. NCBI's taxonomy places the organism in Eukaryota, Fungi, Ascomycota, Leotiomycetes, Helotiales, Sclerotiniaceae. The transcript has 3 exons. Bases 1 to 762 code for a protein of 253 amino acids. The record is from RefSeq and is a predicted model, not a curated record.
AUGGCAUCCAUUGAACUUACUCCGGAAAAGCCUGAAUUUCCGGCGGGCAAUUGGCAUAUUGAGGGACACAUGAAUGAGCACAUUGCCGGUACUGCGCUCUACUAUCUUGGUAGUGAGAAUAUCACUUCGAAUGACCUUUCAUUCCGUAUGCAGACACCGGAGGAAAAUGACGAUGACCUCGGAGCUAGGCAAGAUUCCUAUUGUUGGCUAGAGCAGGUCUUUGGAACAAGUCUGAAACAAGGGAAUUCUCCGUGUCUUCAAAAUUAUGAUAGUGUGGAAACACGUCAGGGAAGACUACUUGCUUUUCCUAACGUCUUUCAACACAAAGUUUCAUCUUUUCGCUUAGAAGAUCCGACCAAACCAGGCUGUCGACGAUUCAUCGCCCUAUGGCUCGUAGACCCAACCUUACGUAUCAUUUCCACCGCCAACGUUCCACCGCAACGAUUGGAUUGGUGGGUCGAAUCCGUGUUUGGAAAUACCCCCGAGGCUCGCAGAGUAGCUAUUUCGAAGCUUCCUGCGGAGUUAGUAAUCCUGUUGAAUGAGAAUGGCUUAAAUGCGGAUACUUCGACAAAAGAUAUGAAACUCUCACCGGAGUUGAUGGAAAUGGUGCGAGAGCACUUUAGAACCGGUGGUGAUCCAUUACUUAUGGGGGUUGAAGAGGCCAAGGAGCAUAGGCUCAAACUAAUGGAGGAACGUGGCGCGUUUGUGAGAACGGCUGGAGAGGAAUGGCAUAAUUCGGGUUAUAAUUUCUGUGAGCAUUGA